GGUGCAGGCGAGACCACGCUGCUGCAGCAUAUCCUCAAGAGUGACCAUGGGCUUCGCAUCGCUGUGAUAGUCAAUGACAUGCCAGGGGUCAAUAUCGACGCUGCCACCAUCACACAAACAUAUCGUCUUAACAAGACCCAAGAAAAGGUCACUGCCCUGCAGAAUGGGUUUAUUUGCUGCACUCUUCGUGGAGAUUUGCUUGAUGAGAUCUUCGACCUAUGGAAGCUCCAAAAUUUCGACUACAUUGUCAUCGAAAGCAGCGGCAUCACGGAGCCGGAGGAAGUCGCCGCCUCUUUCGACUCGCGCAACAUUGAGCAGCUAGCGGGAUCGGGUGAGGGAAUCGACGAAAUAACGCUGGAGACUCUACAAGACAUAAGCGAGUGGCUGACGCUCAACAUCACCCGAGAAUUCCACACGGAUGAGCUUGUCUCGCAACGACAGGCCAAUGUCGAGCCCAAUGAUGAGCGUACUGUGUCUGAAUUGAUGAUUGAUCAAAUCGAGUUUGCAGACGUGAUUCUGCUGAACAAGAUCGAUACGGUCGACGAGGAGACAAAGUCCCGCACUACAAAACUUAUCAAACAGCUCAACCACCGAGCGAAAAUCUUGGAAUCAUCUUUCGGGAAAGUCGACUUGCAUGAGAUUCUGAACACCUCUCUGUUCGACCCCGAGGUAGCGAUGACUGGCUAUGGAUGGCUGCAGGAUCUGAAAGCUAUGACUGUGGAAGAAGUCGAGGGCGGGAACGUUGCCACGACGAAUUCCAAGUCCAAGGGGUACCAAGUACAGAGCCUGGUCUAUACAAAGUAUCGGCCUUUCCACCCCAAGCGCCUUUUCACGCUUCUCUAUGACAAGUUCAUCCUGCGGAUGGAAUACCCUGAUGACGAGCAGGAGCAAGACAAAGAGUCACAGAACCAAGGCAUGGAUGUGCACGAAAAUGAGCAGUCUUCAGAGGAAAAUGUUGUCUUGAAGAAGCCAGACUGGACCAAAGAUUUCGAGACACCACCACACCAAGCCAUCCUGGACACUAAGCGCAACCACCCCAUUCUAGGGUCCCUCUAUUGCUCCAAAGGCGAGUUUCUCCUCGCCACGCGGCCAAACCAGGCGGGCGAAUGGUCCUCUGCCGGAUCGAUGCUCACACUGGCCUGCGGGCGACCAUGGUUCUGUACGCUGGACCCAGAGCAGUAUCUCACGGGCGAUCGGCAGGUGGACAGAUUAGUACAAUGGGAUAUUGAGAAAGGGGGAGAAUUGGGCGAUGGUCGUCAGGAGAUUGUGUUUAUCGGUGAAAAGCUGAACCAUGAUGGGAUCAGGGCGCUCCUGGAUGUCUGUCUCCUGACGGUCGAGGAGUAUGAGACCUGGAAAGGGAUUAUGAGGGAUUCUUCUCUGGAUGAGGAGGCCAAGGAGAAUGCUUUGCUUGAUAUUUUCGAAGACGGAUUCCCUGACUGGCCUGGGUUUGAUGAUGACGAGCAUGAGCAUGAUCAUGGCCAUGAUCAUGCUGGUCACGACCACUCUGGCCACCGUCACCCUCACGCGCACCAUGCCAAGUCAGCUACACGCAGUUCGAAUCAGGAGGGCUGA
This is a messenger RNA of Emericellopsis atlantica, 1572 nucleotides long. Its product is annotated as CobW/HypB/UreG, nucleotide-binding domain-containing protein. The transcript has 5 exons. NCBI's taxonomy places the organism in Eukaryota, Fungi, Ascomycota, Sordariomycetes, Hypocreales, Bionectriaceae. The record is from RefSeq and is a predicted model, not a curated record. The annotation marks the transcript as partial.